AUUGAAGAGAAAGUCUGAAACACAUCACAAUGACAAACAAAUGAGCACCACGUUAGCGGCACAAAAACUGUUACAGACUUACAGAGUAAUACGUGGAACAAACACCAAAGGAAUCGCUAUCCGAAGUCCCCUCUCUGAGUUUGAAUUCAAAAUUUCCAAUGUCGAUUGAACUGUUUGUAUGUCUGUAGGGUACAUAAAUUGCUAACGUUAUAAUUUCAAAAACCAUCCCCAGGUAAAAAACAGUUCAAACAUUUGUAUUCCCUCUAUCGGAAUAAACCCUAGCGCUGCCUCUCUCCGAUCUCUUCUGACAAACACGACACCGACGGAAUUAUGACGGCGGGGCCACUGUCAACCGGACGGGAGCUUUCUGAUCCUCCGAAGGACGGCAUAUCCAACCUCCGCUUCUCCAAUCACAGCGAUCUACUCCUCGUCUCAUCCUGGGAUGCCACUGUUCGACUGUAUGAUGCCAGUGCUAAUGCGCCUAAUUCGCUGAGAGGAACCUUCUCGCACGGAGGUGCUGUGCUCGACUGCUGUUUCCAUGAUGAUUCUUCUGGAUUCAGUGCCAGUCUUGAUAAUACUGUCAGAAGACUUGUGUUCAGCCAUAAAAGGGAUGACAUUUUGGGAAGGCAUGAUGCGCCUGUCCGCUGCGUUGAAUACUCAUAUACUGGACAAGUGAUCACUGGUAGCUGGGAUAAAACCAUAAAGUGUUGGGAUCCAAGAGGCGCAAGUGGACAGGAGCACACUCUUGUUGGGACAUACCCGCAACCAGAGCGUGUUUACUCUCUGUCUCUGGUUGGGAAUCGUUUAGUGGUAGCAACUGCUGGAAGACAUGUUAAUGUCUAUGAUCUGCGAAACAUGUCUCAACCUGAGCAACGGAGGGAGUCAUCACUAAAAUAUCAGACAAGAUGUGUGCGUUGUUAUCCUAAUGGAACAGGUUAUGCUCUUAGUUCAGUUGAAGGCCGUGUUGCCAUGGAAUUUUUCGACCUCUCUGAGGCUGGUCAAUCCAAAAAGUAUGCAUUCAAAUGUCAUCGAAAAUCUGAAGCUGGAAGGGAUGUUGUCUACCCUGUAAAUGCAAUUGCAUUUCACCCUAUAUAUGGUACUUUUGCAACUGGGGGGUGUGAUGGUUAUGUUAACGUUUGGGAUGGAAACAACAAGAAGAGGUUAUAUCAGUAUUCCAAAUACCCUUCCAGCGUUGCAGCCUUGUCAUUUAGCAGAGAUGGCAAACUAUUGGCUGUUGCAUCGAGUUAUACUUUUGAAGAGGGCGAUAAAGCUCAUGAACCAGAUGCCAUAUUCAUCCGGAGUGUGAAUGAAGUUGAAGUGAAGCCAAAACCUAAAGUAUUGCCAAAUGCUGCUACCUAGAGGGAGAGAGCCGCAAUAAUUUCUUGGGACUGUAUAUUUUUGUGAUAAAAAUUAGAAUAUUUAAUCAAAUGUAAGGCCCGAUGUGCUCGUUUUGGAAUAGUCAAAAACACUUUUAUAUCAUCUUGCUUUAAUGUGUAUAAUUUGGCUAACCCGCCACGAAUUAUUUGUGUAGAGACACGUCAGCUGAUUUAGGUAUCUUACUUGUUUUGUCUAUGUAGCAUGAUCAAAUUACUCCAAACCAUCAUUGUGAAAUUUGUGGGAAAUCAAGCAAUUUGUUGCUGUUCAUGUUU
Cuscuta epithymum is the source of this 1649-nucleotide messenger RNA. The record is from the annotation of a GenBank genome assembly. Lineage: Eukaryota; Viridiplantae; Streptophyta; Magnoliopsida; Solanales; Convolvulaceae.